Molecule: messenger RNA, 2902 nt
Organism: Brienomyrus brachyistius
Lineage: Eukaryota; Metazoa; Chordata; Actinopteri; Osteoglossiformes; Mormyridae
Product: nascent polypeptide-associated complex subunit alpha
Exons: 10
Coding region: 405-2642 (745 amino acids)
Biological process (GO): protein targeting to membrane
Cellular component (GO): cytoplasm; nascent polypeptide-associated complex
Source: RefSeq, a predicted model, not a curated record
GGGAACGGAAGCUAAACAGGGAAACCUAUCAUCGAGACCCUUCAUCGAUUUAGUUCACCUCUCUCCAGCCCGACCUAAGACGGUGCUUGAAGGGUAAACGUCACUUACCCAGUCCAUCGUAACUGACUGGAAAUUAGCAUAAUAUCAAGUCAAAUUACAUCUUAGCAUCUGUUUCGGUUUCGGCCUCAGACUUAUUUAUUUUUCUCUCGACUUGAAUGCAAUAAUCCGCGUUGAAAGCGUCAUCUGGCCAUAAACCAACCAGAUUCGGGAAAAGCUAGUUUAGUGUCACGUGGACAUAUGACCCGGAAGAAGAAGUUAUGUUCCGCUAGGUAGUGAUAUCCAUUCCUGUGGGCGUGCGGCGGACCUCUUUUUCAGCCAUCUUGGAUCUGAAACUUUGUCACAAAAUGCCCAGUGAAGCUACAGAAACUGUUCCAACCACUGAGCAGGAGAUGCAGCAGCCCCAGGCAGAGACAGCGCUGGCUGCUCCUGCUGUGGUCACUGGAGAGAAGUCAGCUACUCCUGCUGAUUCCAAGAAACUUUCCUCUGCUAGUGCUGUAGCCACACCUAAAGCUAAAGAAGCUAAGAGUGGCUCCAAGCCGUCUUCACACUCCUCCUCUGUCUCCAAGCCCAUGCCUGUCACCAGCAAGCCCUCAUCUUCAUUUGCUUCCGACGACUCUUCCACCUCUCCCAAGCUGUCAUCCUCUGAUGCUCCUGAAGUGUCCCCCCCUACUCUCUCUACCACUAUGCACUCUCCUUUAGUGUCUCCAACUGGUUCUCCUGCUUCUGGUACAGGAACUGCUUCCAUCCCUCAGCCCAAAGUCAUGAAGACGAGUGGGAAGGGAAAGGCUAAAGGCGGCACUGUGCUGGGGGCUAAGACGGUGAAGCCUAUUGAAAAGGCUCAGUUGUCUGGCUCAGCUAAUGUCAUACUUCCUACUUCUCAGGCUCCUGCAGUCAUGCCUGAGGAGGUGCAAGCCAGUCUCCCAGCUUCUGUAAAGCCAGCUAAAAUCGACAUCCCUAUACCAACUUCUGGUCCAACAGUAGAUAAAAUUUCCUCUCCCAUUUCUGGCUCUGCAUCAGCUCCCAUCAGUAACCUCCCAGUAGCUGUUGCUUGUCAGUCACUGGAGAAUUCUCCAUCUGUUGCUCAGUCUCUCCCAACUUCUGUGUCUAAAUCUGACCCCUUGCUCUCCUCUAAGAGUGCUGCUGACCCUGUAGCUGUAGAGGUGACCCCUCAGGCUCCUACCCAGGCUCCUACCCAGGCUCCUACCCAGCCUCCUACCCAGCCUCCUACCCAGCCUCCUACCCAGCCUCCUACCCAGCCUCCUACCGACACCAAGGCCCUUGGCGUUCCUAAAGCUACCAGUGAAACCCAGAGAGUAGAGCCAGUAUUGUCACCUCUGGCUGACACUGUUAAUUCAAAGGAGUGUCAAGCUGUUCCAGGUGCCCUUCCCUCCUCCAGGAAGCCAGCUAAGGCUACCCCGGUUAUGGCCAUGCCCCUUCCUGCUUCUGAUGCUGUUCCAGGUGCCCUUCCCUCCUCCGGGAAGCCAACUAAGGCUACCCCGGUUAUGGCCAUGCCCCUUCCUGCUUCUGAUGCUGUUCCAGGUGCCCUUCCCUCCUCCGGGAAGCCAACUAAGGCUACCCCGGUUAUGGCCAUGCCCCUUCCUGUUUCUGAUGCUGUUCCAGGUGCCCUUCCUUCCUCCGGGAAGCCAACUAAGGCUACCCCAGUUAUGGCCAUGCCCCUUCCUGCUUCUGAUGCUGUUCCAGUCCCCCCUGUUACUGAUAAGUCUCCAAAACCCUCUCUGUCUUCGUCUGAUGCAGAGAGAACUCAGUCUGCCAGUGUUUUGCCUCUUGCACCCCCCUCUGCAUCUGCGAACCUCCCAGUACCUAGUGCUAAAUCAGCUGUUCAACCUCCUGUGAUUCUGGCCCCAGAGGAAGAUGAUGAUCUGCCCCCUCUCAUUCCACCUGAGGAGAAAAUCGCUUUACUCACUCCCCCUGUAGUACCCAUGCCCCUCCAUAAACCCCCUCCAGCUACUACCAAACUGGAGCCUGUGAUCAAGAACGAGAAGGGGUCUGGUACGGAGUCCGACAGUGAUGAGUCUGUACCAGAUCUUGAGGAGGCCGACUCUGCACAAGUGCAGUCUCAACAGGCACAGCUUGCAGCAGCUGCAGAAAUCGAUGAGGAGCCAGUAAGCAAAGCCAAACAGAGCAGAAGUGAAAAGAAGGCGCGGAAGGCGAUGUCCAAGCUGGGUCUUCGUCAGGUGACGGGAGUCACCAGGGUCACAAUCCGAAAGUCAAAGAACAUCUUGUUUGUCAUCACCAAGCCAGACGUCUACAAGAGUCCGGCGUCUGACACGUACAUAGUUUUUGGUGAGGCUAAGAUUGAGGAUCUUUCGCAGCAAGCUCAGCUGGCAGCAGCAGAGAAGUUCAAGGUCCAGGGAGAGGCUGUAUCAAAUAUCCAGGAGAACACACAGACGCCUACUGUGCAGGAAGAAAGCGAAGAGGAGGAGGUUGACGAGACCGGGGUCGAGGUGAAGGACAUUGAACUUGUGAUGUCACAAGCCAACGUCUCGCGGGCAAAGGCAGUACGUGCCCUCAAGAACAACAACAAUGACAUCGUCAAUGCCAUUAUGGAGCUGACGAUGUAAAAGACAAGCAGGCCAUGGAAAUGAGACGGUCAAACUGUUCAUUUGAUAUGUUUGUACAGUUUAUACCAGCGGGUGAAAUAAAGCUGUGGAUUGCAAAGACAGAAAAUUCUUUCGGAUUUUUUUUCCUGUUAAUGCAGUACGGAUUAUGCUGUUGGAACUGGAAAUGCCCCAAUUGGUAUUUAUUGGUAAUAAAGUGGCUUUUGCCCCCUUUUUGUGUACUUGAUUCGAAAGUCAGGCAUUAAAAGUGAAUCUUCAGAUCA